This is a messenger RNA of Varanus komodoensis (Komodo dragon), 624 nucleotides long. It is a transcript of the gene PTF1A, whose product is annotated as pancreas associated transcription factor 1a. Gene Ontology annotation, molecular function: DNA-binding transcription factor activity, RNA polymerase II-specific; RNA polymerase II transcription regulatory region sequence-specific DNA binding; protein dimerization activity. The transcript is spliced from 3 exons. The record is from RefSeq and is a predicted model, not a curated record. Bases 1 to 624 code for a protein of 207 amino acids. Lineage: Eukaryota; Metazoa; Chordata; Lepidosauria; Squamata; Varanidae. Gene Ontology annotation, biological process: developmental process; regulation of transcription by RNA polymerase II.
AUGGAGGCCGUGCUGCUGGAGCACUUCCCCGCGGGGCUGGACGCCUUCGGCGCGGAGCCCUACUUCGACGACGACGACGACGACGACCUGAAGGCGCUGAGCGCGGCCGCGGCGGCGGCGGCGGCGGCGCGGCGGCGGCGGCGGGUGCGCUCCGAGGCGGAGCUGCAGCAGCUGCGGCAGGCGGCCAACGUGCGCGAGCGGCGGCGGAUGCAGUCCAUCAACGACGCCUUCGAGGGGCUGCGCUCGCACAUCCCCACGCUGCCCUACGAGAAGCGCCUCUCCAAGGUGGACACGCUGCGCCUGGCCAUCGGCUACAUCAACUUCCUCAGCGAGCUGGUGCAGUCCGACCUGCCCCUGCGCAGCGCCGGCAGCCAGAGCCCCUGCCAGCCCAGGAAGGUCAUCAUCUGCCACCGGGGCACACGAUCCCCUUCUCCAAGUGACCCAGAUUAUGGACUUCCUCCUCUGGCUGGACAUUCUCUCUCUUGGACAGAUGAAAAGCAACUCAAGGAACAAAACAUUAUUAGAACUGCCAAAGUGUGGACCCCGGAAGAUCCCAGGAAGUUAAACAACAAAUCCUCCCUUAGCAACAUAGAAAAUGAACCUCCGUUUGACUUAAUACCAUAA